UGAGCUGAGCUCGUGGAGUCAGAAGAGACCGAUUUUUGUCUUUAGAAAGUAGGCAAAGUGGAACAAUAGAGAAGGUGUUGAGAAGCACAGAAAGGGUUGGGGAUAGAAGGGGUUUAGAGAGCACAGGGUGUGUGUGACGGGAAAACGCAGAGGGGAGGAGGAGAGACGGCGUGUCAGGUGGUGAGUCAGGCUGGAGCUGCUCUUUAACAGCGAGAGGAAGCGGAUCCGGAGCUGAAUAUGAUGGUGAUGAUGAUGAUGAUGAUGUGCUGUGUGUCAUGGCCAGCGGGACCGGUGCGAUCAUGUUGAAGUGUGUAGUGGUCGGCGACGGCGCCGUCGGCAAAACUUGCCUCUUGAUGAGCUACGCCAACGACGCGUUUCCAGAGGAAUAUGUGCCCACUGUGUUUGAUCAUUACGCAGUGAGUGUGACAGUUGGGGGAAAGCAGUACCUUCUUGGGCUGUAUGACACUGCUGGUCAGGAGGACUAUGAUCGUCUCCGUCCCCUGUCUUACCCCAUGACGGAUGUCUUCCUGAUUUGCUUCUCGGUAGUGAAUCCGGCCAGUUUCCAGAACGUGAGGGAGGAGUGGGUCCCUGAGCUGCAGGAGUAUGCACCCAACGUCCCCUACCUGCUCAUUGGCACUCAGAUUGAUCUGAGAGAUGACCCCAAGACCAUCACAAAGUUGAAUGAUGUGAAGGAGAAGCCCAUAAUGACAGAACAGGGGCAGAAGUUGGCAAAGGAGAUUGGUGCCUGCUGUUACGUGGAGUGCUCAGCCCUGACACAGAAAGGUUUGAAGACAGUGUUCGAUGAGGCUAUUAUCGCCAUUUUGGCUCCCAAGAAAGGUGUGCUGAAGCGACGUCUCGGCCCACGGUGCAUCAACUGCUGCCUUAUCACGUGAGCAUCCUGUCACACACCAGCUCAGGGACAAUUCGGUGUCAGAGCUACAACACGUCCCACGAAAUAAAAAGAGGGCGAUUUUAAAAAUCAACCAGAGCGCAACCUUGCCAUAAACAGAUGGCGAAAAAAAUUGAAACACAUUCUGGAGUAGGUGAGGGGGGAAAAAAAACACAGGUAUGAAAUUCUUUACUGCUUAGAAAAUAGGAACAACUGCAAGUCUGGAAAGGAGGGAGUGAAUGAAUGAGAACAACAAAAAGCAUGCGUCUGCGAACUAGUGACCAAGGAGGACACUAAACAUGAACGAGACGACACCAGAUUAAAUCACACAGAAGCACAGAAAAUUUAAACUUGCAAGGGCAAGACAAUGAAUGGCACACUACAACAAUCCUGAUGAUUGAAAACACUCUGACUGUAUUUCUAGUUUUGCUUCUGCAGGCAUGUGUGGUCUGGAGAGAAAAUGCAGACAGCCUAAAGAGCACAACCAAACACCCCAGAAAUUUACAGAAGCAAGACUUUAUUUCUCAAAAAAAAAGGGAACCUGCAUCUGGCAACAUGGGGUUGCAAAAUGAAUGCAUUUUACAGAGAAUUUCUCUUUCCAGUCUGGGGUUUCUCCAGGAAAGAUGAGACCGAAAUGAUCAAGUAUACAUGUAUAAAGCCACUGCAACAAUUGAAGGAACAAAUAAUUUAAAAUAUACUUUCUGUUGCUGCAUUUGACCUCACAGGACCUUUAAAAGAGCUGGUGCAAGCAUGAGGAACUUGUAGGGUGAUGAUUUACAACACAGCCCUUGGUGGACACUCGUGCAGAGUGUGGCCUGUGCCUAUAAAUGCCUGUCCCUCAUUUGAGUUUGUAGGUGAGCUGCUUGCGAUGCCAACGGAUCCAGAUCGGAGCGGCUAGAAGUCCUGUCAGAAAUCCUCCUGUCGCCCCAAGGGAACAGGAAAUUGGCCACACCUAGAGGGAGGAGCCACAGAAAAGCUCGAAUCAGCAACAACCAAUCAGCUCUGUAACUGCACAACUCACUGGCUGCAACCAACAAGAUCACUGUGGUGUUUUAAUGGUCAACUUUCAUACCCAAAGCUUUAAACUGUUCUUUCUUUUCUUUUUUAAAUGCACCUAGCUUUGAUUUGUAUGUGUUUUUGAAGCCUCAGCUCAGAUUUAUUUUGCAUUUUCAAACUAUAUCGAGUACUGAAUUGAAGCAUCACUAGCUAUUUUCAAUGGAUUUUUAUUGCACAGUAAAUGCAAUCAGUGAUUUGAGUGUUUUUGCAGCUUCCAAAAUGAAAUGAUUUUUUUUUUUAAAUAAACAAAGCUUUAUGAAUAUUGUGGAUUAAAUACCUAGUGAGUUGCAAAUGGGAAACUCCAUGAAGUCUAUUAAAUGGUGCGAAUUAUUUUCUUAACGUAAAAAAGUUA
This is a messenger RNA of Ictalurus furcatus (blue catfish), 2297 nucleotides long. RefSeq names its product ras homolog family member Q (gene rhoq). Gene Ontology annotation, biological process: small GTPase-mediated signal transduction; cortical actin cytoskeleton organization. Lineage: Eukaryota; Metazoa; Chordata; Actinopteri; Siluriformes; Ictaluridae. Bases 276 to 893 code for a protein of 205 amino acids. Gene Ontology annotation, molecular function: GTPase activity; GTP binding. The record is from RefSeq and is a predicted model, not a curated record. The transcript is spliced from 5 exons.